Molecule: messenger RNA, 1746 nt
Organism: Nanorana parkeri
Lineage: Eukaryota; Metazoa; Chordata; Amphibia; Anura; Dicroglossidae
Product: coagulation factor XIII B chain-like
Exons: 11
Coding region: 1-1746 (581 amino acids)
Source: RefSeq, a predicted model, not a curated record
AUGGAACGGGAGAUGAAUGAUCUUGUAAUGCAGUACCUGAAGCUGCAGCCCUUGAGGAAUAAGAGCGGGACCUGUAAAGUGUCAAACUUGGAGAAUGGACAUUAUGUGCCAAAUAAAACAUCUUUUAAAGUUGAAGAGCGGCUCCAAUAUCAAUGCGAUGAAGGAUACAUGACAGCUCAAAGAAAUAUUAUAGAAGAAGCAGAGUGCCUUUUGUCUGGAUGGUCAGCUGCUCCACAAUGUUCUGAAAUUAAAUGCUCUGUGCCACCAUCCACUAGUUUUAGUAAACUUCAUCCGGUCUAUUCCAAUGGCCAAGUAGGAACAUUUUCAUGUGAUAAAGGGAUGAUACUGAAAGGAUCUCCAAUCAGCCAGUGUUAUUACUAUGGAUGGGACCCACCUUUACCAGUGUGUGAAGUUUCAGUUGCUGCCAGAAUGUCUAAGUGUCCGCCUCCACCACAGCCAGCCAAUACCGAAGCUAUUGAACAAAAAUGGGACUACUAUGAUGGUGACAAAAUUCAGAUGAAAUGCAAAACAGGUUUCAAACUUCAUGACCCUACAUCUGUCAUUUGUCAGAAUGGCAAAUGGACAUCACCCCCUCAGUGUGUCAGGUCAUUGAAAUGUAAUAAACCUCCAUCCAUACCAUUUGGGACAUUGGAUCCAUCAAAUACAAAAGAGGAGUACUUCACUGGAAAUGUAGUGACAUACAAGUGCAGCAAAGAUUUUGAAAUGAAUGGGUGGCCCGAAAGUAUCUGCAGCAACGGGAAGUGGUCUUUGCCACCAGCAUGUAGCAAACAAGGACAGGAUUGCGCUUCCCCACCAUCCAUCACAAAUGGAGAAGUGAAAGAAACAGUCCAGGAAGAAUACAUUUCUGGCUCUGUAGUGCAAUAUCAAUGCCAAAAAUAUUAUGCAGCUGUGGGAAGUUUGGCAAUCACUUGCAGAAGUGGACUCUGGACAGAGCCGCCAUUUUGUCUAGAGCCAUGCACAGUUGGGCAAAGAGAAUUGUUCAAUAAUAAUAUUGAGUUAAAACAAUCUGUAGGUGAAAGGUUUUAUUUUGAACAUGGCAGAACAAUUGAGUUUUUGUGCUUACCUGGAUAUCAACUACAGACAUCUCCUUCAACUUUAACAACCAAAUGUGAAAGAGGAAAAUUAAUCUACCCAAAGUGUGCAAAGAAAAGUUUUGAUAGCUGUACAAUAUCAAAAGAAGACAUGUUAAAAAAUGGAAUUACCUUGAACAAUGCCCCUUUAAACAUUGCUGAGGGGGAUACUGUUGAAUUUCACUGUGUUGGAAAUCUGGUUCCUGACAACGCACUUACAGCAAAGUGUAACGAAGGCAAACUUGUGUAUCCGCAGUGCAUCAAGCAAAGCUCAGAUUCUUGCCAACUUUCUGAAGACAAAAUUAUUCAAAAUAACAUAUUGUUGCAAAGGAGUGCUUCACACCGUAAAGUCUUCAGAGGUGGUGAGACGGUGCCGCUCAGGUGUAAACCUGGACAUUUUGCUCUAUCCGCUCUGCAACUGAAAUGCCAAGACAGAAAAAUGAUAUAUCCCAAAUGCAUACGCGGACAACCUUGCCGAAUAUCUCAAGAAAAAUUGGAUGAUAACUUUUUGGAGCUUGAUGCCGUUGAUGACGAUAAAGUUUAUUUUGAGGAUGGAGAAAAUAUUCACUUUGCAUGCAAACAAGGAUAUUCAUCAGAAUCUGAUCUCACUGGAUUAUGCUUCAUCCUCUUCCAGAGGACCCCCACCCUGCCUUGA